Ylistrum balloti is the source of this 1932-nucleotide messenger RNA. Its product is annotated as serine beta-lactamase-like protein LACTB, mitochondrial. Bases 1 to 1737 code for a protein of 578 amino acids. The transcript has 7 exons. The record is from RefSeq and is a predicted model, not a curated record. NCBI's taxonomy places the organism in Eukaryota, Metazoa, Mollusca, Bivalvia, Pectinida, Pectinidae.
AUGGCACCGUGUAUAAAGAGUCUUACUAAGAAAAGUAUAAAACCAUCAAUGGGAGAUUCUGGAAAAAAUGUGAGGUGUGCUACUUUCCUUUUCCGUAUACAAAACACAGGUCAGAGUUCAUCGUCGAAUUCAUUCAUUAGAUUUGUACCAAAUCAUCAAAGACAAACCAUUAUACCGUGUGUUCCUGUUUCCAGAAGAUAUUAUCAACAUAAUUAUACAGGUAGAUCGAAAUUAAACAAUAAAUCGUCCAGGGUGAAAUAUGCACUAGGUUUAGUGACAGGGAUUGCAGUUAGUUUGGGUUUUGGAUGGUACAAACUGAAAAGACAAGUAUGCAAUUGUGACGAUCGAAAACAAGAUGAUCUAGAGGACAAAAUCACAGGCUUGGAACGAGAAAGUCACUCUUUAACAAUUGAGGAAGCCAUCAUCAGAUCUAGAGACCUCGCAAAAAGGAUCAAGGAUGAAUCAGGCAGUCCAGGUCUAGCAGUCUCCGUCAGUGUCAAUGGGAAAGAAGUCUGGAAUGAAGGUCUUGGUUAUGCUGAUGUGGAGAAUCGUGUGCCUUGCUCAGCUGACACCGUUCUAAGAAUUGCUAGUAUCAGUAAAUCUAUCACCAUGGUAGCUGUUGCUAAACAGCUCGAAGCUGGUACACUGGAACUAGACAAACCUAUACAACACUACAUACCAAGUUUUCCAGAGAAAGAAGUCAAUGGCAAAAAGGUUACAAUAACGUCCAGACAACUAGUGUCCCAUUUCGCAGGAAUCCGUCACUACCACACAAAAGCCAGUAAACCUAACACUGAGGAGGAGACAGAGACUAAAAAGACGAUUAAAUCUGACAAGAAAACUAAUAUGAAAGAGGCAGCGGUUCAGACACCAGAGAAAUCGGAGUACUUCAUAGCUGAUCAUUUCAAAAGUGUGAUGGAGAGUCUUAAUUUGUUCAAGGAUGACCCUCUGGUACAUGAACCAGGGUCUGAGUACCUGUACACAACCUAUGGUUUUACUUUAUUGAGUGCUGUGCUUGAGGCAGUUACUAAGAAACCAUUUGAAAAAUUGAUGCAAGAAUAUUUCAUUGAGAUGGGAAUGGAGAAUACUUUUCUGGAUGAGAACACACCUCUCAUUUACAAUAGAGGACGACAUUACAUGAAGAACAAAAAUGGACGUCUUAUCAAUACCCCUUAUGUAGAUUUGUCAUAUAAGUGGGCAGGGGGAGGUUUCCUUUCCAGUACACGUGACCUUGUUAAAUUUGGUCACGUGAUGCUGUACAGUUACCUACACAAGUCAGAUAACGUAACUAAGCAACAGAGAGACACAAAUCUGAAAGAUGAUUCUAACACAAGGAAGCAGAAAUCUGAAGUUAUUUCAAUGCCAAACCAAACGAAAACAAAGACACCAGCUCCUGGAUUUCUGAAAACAGAAUCAGUGCAGUUGCUAUGGAAACCUGUUGCCAAGACAAAAUGUGCUUGGGAUAAAUUUGGAUAUUAUGGGAUGGGAUGGGCUGUAGUGCCGGAAGGCGAAAACUGUGGUCACUGUCACCAUAGCGACCACAUUGUUUCACACACAGGAGGGGCUAUAGGAGGGAGCAGUGUCUUGAUAAUCAAACCAAAGGACUGUGGUCAUGAUAACACCCCCCCUGGAGAGCUUCAAGGUGUUGUUGUUGCAAUGAUUGCCAACAUGACUUCUGUUAGUUUAUACAAAACAGCUGUCAAAGUGGCCAAAUUAUUUGAAGAAGCAAGUUCUUAGAUAAACAGUUGGUGUAAAAGUUUUCUGAAAACGCAGCAUCAGUUAUCCCAGUUUUAUUGAAUUAUUUCAAUAUGUCCUAAUACUUACAAUACCGAUCAAUGUAUGAAACCCUAAAAUCUUCUCCUAACACUUAUCUUAAUAUCAAAUAACAAGUGAAUGUCACACAAGAACAUCUGAAUUAAUGGUUUAAUAUCU